AUCGAUGAACCGUCUCGUGCCUGUGUGGGCGGGGCGCUCGCGCUCUGCUCUCGGGGCGGUGAGGGCGCGCGCGGCUCGGUGUGGGCGCGCGCGCCCGCUGCGACGUUGCGGAGGCUUCAAGAUGGCGGAAGCCCUGACAGCUCAGGAGCACUGGCUGUGGAGGAGUUCCUGGGUGAGGUGCGUAGCAGGGAGCAGCCUCACAGUGCUGGCCUUGUGUCCCAACCCACGGCUGUAAAGUUUCUUAUGGCCCGCAAGUUUGACGUCUCCAGAGCCAUCGAACUCUUCCAAGCAUACAAGAACACAAGAAUCAAAGAGGGCAUCAUCAACAUCAACCCUGAUGAGGAGCCGCUACGCUCUGAGCUGCUGAGUGGCAAAUUUACAGUCCUGCCUGGCCGCGAUGCAAAGGGCGCCGCUCUAGCCCUCUUCACCGCUCGUCUCCAUCGGCCGGACGUCACCACCCACAAAGCUGUGCUGCAGGCCAUCAUCUAUCAGCUGGACAAAGCCAUAGAGAGUUUACAAACUCAAAGAGACGGACUCAUAUUUAUCUAUGACAUGACCAACUCCAGCUACGGCAACUUUGACUACGAGCUCUGUGUCAAGAUCCUCAAUUUGCUGAAGGGAGCCUUUCCAGCUCGUCUAAAAUGCGUCUUCAUCGUGUCAUCGCCUAUUUGGUUUCGAGCACCUUUCGCGGUCCUCCGUCUGUUUGUGCGCGAGAAGCUGAGAGAGAGGGUGUGCACAGUGAAAGCCCAAGAGCUGCCCAGCCACAUCCCAGUCUCCUCCCUCCCCGAACACCUGGGCGGGACGUCCCAGUACAGCCACGUGGCUUGGAUCCAGUCUUGUGUUAACGUGCACACAAACACUGUUCAGGGUGACACACAAGAACACGACUCGCACGACUGUGUGGGGAGCCUGCUGCGCUCGUACAGCUUGGAGUGCAGCAACACAAGCGCAGGCGCUACACUGUCCCACGCCCACAUAAACACACAGUUAGGUUCCGAGCUGGCCGUGGCGAACUCUAACUGCUACGACGAUAGCAAUGCUAACCCACACAACCACUGCGGGGUGGUGGAUGGAAGGACUCGAGGCCCGGGACAGUCUGCUGCCAACAGGCCGCAGGGGAACCACCAACACUGGAACGGCUCGGCGGUGAGCGGGGACUCGAGCCCCAACGCUAACAUGAAUGGUCGCGGCCGGCAAGCCCCUCCCCAGUCAGACACGCCCCCCGACACACCGCUUUCCCAGAAAUGCGAUGGGGACGUGGUGGACGGCAGGGCGACAGACUCCGGCCACAGGUCUCAGAACGACAGCGUGAAGGAGGAGGACGAGGAGGACGGCGAGGAUGACGAGGAGGAGGAGGAGGAAGAAGAAGGUGUGCCUCCGUUGCCCCAGAAAUCUUUGCCUCGUCCCCCCCACCAGCUGUCCUCCCAGUCCCCUUCCCUGUCUUCAUCAUGGGAUCCCGACGACGAGGACCGCUGCGUGGAGGCGUCCGUUCACAUGCCGGAGCAAGGAGGGAUGACAGUGCACGAGCUGGUGGAGCACGUGAAGAGGAAGAAGAAGAAGGGGAUCUAUCAGGAGUACGAGGAGAUUCGCAAGGAGCCACCAGCGGGCACCUUCGACUACUCCAAAAAACUGUCCAAUCAGAUCAAGAACCGGUACAGCGACGUUCUCUGCCUGGAUCAGUCACGAGUGCGACUCUGCCAGCUCUGUGACGACGAGGACGAGACGUCAGAUUACAUUAACGCCAGUUUCAUGGAUGGGUACAAGAGGGGAAACGCCUACAUCGCAACUCAGGGUCCUUUGCCAAAAACGUUUGGUGACUUCUGGCGCAUGGUGUGGGAACAGAUGGUACUUAUCAUCGUCAUGACCACCAGGGUGGUGGAACGCGGCCGUGUCAAGUGUGGUCAGUAUUGGCCUCUUGAGGAGGGCAGGACCGAGCAGCACGGAUACUUCUUGGUCAGGAACACACACAUUCAGGUGUUUCAGGACUUCAAACUCUCCCAUCUUGAACUUUACAACACACAGUCCGGAGAGAGACGGGAGGUGUGCCACUACCUCUAUGUCAGCUGGCCAGACUUUGGAGUGCCCAAAAGUGCAUCGGCCAUGUUGGACUUCCGUGAACAUGUGCUUCAGAGGAGGGAGGCUGCGGUCCAGAGCCUGGGCUCCAGUUGGACGGGGCCGCCGGGGGGCCCUCCUGUGGUCGUGCACUGCAGUGCUGGGAUUGGCCGCACAGGCACAUUCUGUACACUGGACAUCUGCCUGUCCCGGCUGGAGGACAUCGGCACGGUAGAUGUCCGUCAGACGGUGCGGCGGAUGCGCACGCAGAGAGCUUUCAGCAUCCAGACCUGGGACCAGUACUACUUCUGCUACACGGCAGUCAUCGAGUAUGCCCAGCGCAACGGGAAACUGAGCCCGGUGCAGUGGUCCGACUCAGACCUCGAGACGGACAGCGAGUGAGAGACAAAGCGGAAGGGAUAGAAAUAAAAAAAAAAAACAACGAAUGGGAUAGCCGACCUAAGCCGAAGUCAUAGGAACGAAAAAAAGAGUGAGGAGUGACUCUUCUGCCGUAAGAGAGAAGAGGCGGAGGAGGAUGGAGAUCUUGUUUUGGCUCUUGAUGUGAAGACUCCCACAGUUGCUCUUCCCCUCACGUGAAUGGACAGACAGAAGGAGGCGAAGAGCUGGAGAUAUUAAAAAUAAAUAAAUAAAAAAAAAUACAGGGAGUGGAGACUGUGCGUCACCGAUCGAGCAAGCUGUCCUGCCAAUUUCCGAGCCCCCUUUUUAUUUAGCAAACUACAGGGGGGGGGACUUGGCCUGCCCUGAACCUGUCUUGUUGACAAGAGAGUUGUACGAGUUGUAGCAUUUUUAUAUUGACUUGCACAUGAGGAAUGACAAACUUGAACUUUACCCCUCAAAGCCCUCCAAACCCCCCCAGUCUUUCUUUUUUUUUUUUUUUAAUUAUUCUCCUUUUUCUUUUUUUGUAUUCUCGUUCCGUUUCAACCCCGAACAAGUCUGUGAGCGCAGACGAAGCUGUGAAGGGUACGAAAAAGUGAAACUUGAAACUUCUUUUGUUUUGUUUUGUUUCGUUUGUUUGUUUUUUUUUGAAGAGGAAAUGGUUCUGCGUGAGAAAAUGGUCGUUACGUGACAGUAGAUCAGUGUGAGCCGUUUAGUCCAUUUCUGUUUUUUCUUUAUUUUCCAUGUCCUUUUUUUUUUUUUUUUUUUUUGGUGCAUUUUCUACGUGUGUUUCAUAUUUGUGCAUAUGUAGACUAACUUUUCAAAGCCAAAGUCCUCACCCUGAAUGCUUGGAUGUACUCCUUACUGAGAUAUUAUAGACUGAAGCCCGUGUAUAUUCUUGUAACAUACAUUUAUACAUUAUUGUGCAUAAUAACAAUCUCUGAAAGAAGAGCAAAAAAAAAAAGAAAGAAGAAAAAAAAAGAAGCAGCCUUGUUUUAAUAUAAUUGACUUAACCUUGAGAAGAAAUAUCUAUGUAGCGAGCCAGGCUAUGACAAAAUAUAGAAAAAAAGGGGGUUGUGGUAUUAAAACUGAUAUCGUAUUGCAGAUCCACGUGAUUUGUCAGGUCUAACAUCAUCUUUACUGUCGGAGCGUUCUGAUGGGGACGAUCUUUAAGUAAUUUGGCCUUAACUUGAUUCACUGCCUCAUUGUUCUCAGACCUAAACCAUACCUGAAACUGUAAAACUUUUGGGUCCCCCCCCCCCUUUUCGUCCUCUCUCCCUCGAUACCAUAACCGUUUGUGUUUUGAUUCUCGAGGCACGCUCCGCCUCGGAUAAUUGUGCCUUCAAAGUUUUUUCCUUAGCUUAACGUCUCGCUAGUGUAGUAAUAACACCCAAACUAGUGCACUCGAGUAGUGCACGUCGACUAUGUGCCACGCAGGACACCCACAUUUUGCCUAUAGUCCUGCACCGUAGUGCACUACUUCUGAAUAACACGCGAGUAGUGAGUUAUCUGGGACGAAGCUCUGGUUUGAGACACGGCUAUUCUUUUAUCAUUUGACCUCAGGGGGUAAUUCUAGUGUUUUUUGCCUAGUGUCAAAGAUCCGUUUCUGGGUUUGCCUCUGGUAAAUUAUCAUUUAAGGAAGAAAAAAAAAAAUAUAUCGACUUUAUUUUGUAUUUUUUACUGUAUUGUAUCCUUACUAUAUUUAUGUCUUUGUAAAACUUCUACAAUAUUGAAAUCAGUGAAUGUUGGUACGAUGCUACAAAGAAAAAGGACAAAAAAAAAACAAAAACCAGUUAUUUGCAUUUGAUAAGCUGAACAAAUCAGAUGGGGGGGAGUGAAAAUAUAUUUUUUGUUGUUCACAAUGAAAUUUUUUGGUGGCCAUUGUAUUUUCAGAACUGACUUGUAUAAAUGGUGAUUGUUCGACUGUAGGACAACAGGGGAGGGUCGCGGGGGGGAGCUAACGAUUAUGUUUUUAAAGAGAGCUUAUUGUUAAAACUCUUCAGUAACUAUUAACGUCUUACUGUCCGGUACCCGAUGCCAAGGAUAAAGCAAAAAAAAAAAUAUCAAGACAGAAAAAAAAAAUAAGACGUGUGGCUGCCAUUUCUGUUCACAAACCCCAGCUUGGUGUCUGAGUAAAAAAAAUAUAUAUAUAUAUUAAGAAUGGGUUACGAUUGAUCAGCAUGGAAAGCGAGCCUUGAAUGUUUUUUGGGGUAAUGGUGUCCGAGCAAUUUAGUCGAGACAGACGUGGAUAUUGUUGGUGAAUGUGGACCCUGCAUCCCUCAGUACCAAAGGCCCAGGCUCACCCCUAAAGAUUUUUGUUUUGUUUUUCCCUAUAUCACAUCUUCAACAGCCUCCUUAGCAUGGACCCUUCCAGUCCUUCAAGUCUUGCAUCCACGGACACCGAAAGACUCCUCGGGAACAUUACUAAAGAUUAUGUAUAGCUACAAAAUGGGAGAGUGUGCGAGUGUGUGUGUGUUUGUGUGUGUGUGUGUGAGAGAGUCUUGGUCCCCAUGCUACUUUUUAAUUUUGUUUUAUGAGAAACAGAGAAUGCGACGUGCAUUUGUCAUUGGUGUUCAUUUAAUGUUUCUUUCUGUGCUUUAAGUUCUCGUGAUUGAAUUAUGGCCUUUUACAUGCUGUCAGCCCGGCUGUCCCAUUAAAGCAAUGGUAUUACUAUCU
This is a messenger RNA of Larimichthys crocea (large yellow croaker), 5124 nucleotides long. It is a transcript of the gene ptpn9b, whose product is annotated as protein tyrosine phosphatase non-receptor type 9b. The annotation marks the transcript as partial. Lineage: Eukaryota; Metazoa; Chordata; Actinopteri; Sciaenidae. The transcript has 13 exons. Gene Ontology annotation, biological process: protein dephosphorylation. Gene Ontology annotation, molecular function: protein tyrosine phosphatase activity. The record is from RefSeq and is a predicted model, not a curated record.